AUGUCCACCAGCAUGAACAUGGGCAGGGUCAUCUUCUACGAAGACAGGAACUUCCAGGGUCGUUCCUAUGAGUGCAGCAGCGACUGCGCUGACAUGUCCUCCUACCUGAGCAGGUGCCACUCCUGUAGGGUUCAGAGCGGCUGCUUCAUGGUCUACGACCGCAACAACUACAUGGGAAACCAGUACUUCAUGAGGAGGGGAGAGUACUCUGACUUCCAGAGUAUGAUGGGAAUGACUGAUAUCAGGUCCUGCCGCACGAUCCCAAUGCACAGAGGAUCCUACAGAAUGAGGGUCUACGAGAGAGAUAACUUCGGAGGUCAGAUGCACGAGAUGAUGGACGACUGUGACUCCAUCAUGGACCGUUAUCGCAUGUCCGACUGCCAGUCCUGCAACGUGAUGGAUGGCCACUGGCUGAUGUACGAGCAGCCCCACUUCAGAGGCAGGAUGAUGUACAUGAGGCCUGGAGAGUACAGGAACUUCAGGGAUAUGGGCACGAGUGGCAUGAGGUUCAUGAGCAUGAGGCAUAUCACUGAUAUGUGCUAG
Messenger RNA from Oncorhynchus gorbuscha (pink salmon), 543 nucleotides. RefSeq names its product gamma-crystallin M3-like. Gene Ontology annotation, biological process: lens development in camera-type eye; visual perception. The record is from RefSeq and is a predicted model, not a curated record. Gene Ontology annotation, molecular function: structural constituent of eye lens. Bases 1 to 543 code for a protein of 180 amino acids. Lineage: Eukaryota; Metazoa; Chordata; Actinopteri; Salmoniformes; Salmonidae. The transcript is spliced from 3 exons.